UCCGCCCUAAAAUUAAACCAAUUAUUGCCGACGGGAGAUAAAUGCGACUACUGAUUUUCAGUUACUGAAAUACCGAUUUUAGCACCCACGCAACCCCUUCUCUCGAAAAUUAACGCGUGAGCAUAGCUUCAAUUUCCUUCCACACACGAAUGGAUUCCAAGUGGAGGAACGUAUUGGCGGCAGUUUACUUGACAAUCACAGCCACGAUCUUGAUGGAAAAUGGAGUGAGAGCGUGGACAGGUGAAAUCCAUGGCAGAGUGGUGUGUGAUGUGUGUGGGGAUUCUUCUAUCGGCCCUGAAGAUCAUGUUUUAUCAGGUGCCGAGGUGGCUGUGCUUUGCAUAACCAAGUCAGGCGAAGUUCUAAAUUAUCAGGCAUUCACUAAUUCAAAUGGGGUAUACACAGUUGCAGAGACGAUGCCAGAGAGUGAUCAGUGGGAUGCAUGUUUAGCUAGACCCAUUAGCAGUUUCCAUGAUCACUGCACUCAUCUCGGAGAUGGUAGUACCGGUGUCAAGUUCAAUUACAAUCAUCCUUCAGGCUUUUCACAUGCUGUUAAACCUUUUGUUUACCGUCCUGCUAGUGUUCCUACAUACUGCAUUUAGAAUAUGUUGCAUGCUGUGAACAAAUAAAUAUUUAAGAUAAAAGAAAUGAUAUGCACCGUUGUAUAAUGUAAUUGAGAGCAGUCGAUAUUUAUUGUAAGUUGUUCCUUUAGCUUGUUGCAUUAAACUAUUUCAAGUGAAUUGUGAAGUAUAAGAAUCUAAAGUUGAAAUUCAGUAAUAUUUUCAAUCAAUAUUA
Molecule: messenger RNA, 792 nt
Organism: Olea europaea var. sylvestris
Lineage: Eukaryota; Viridiplantae; Streptophyta; Magnoliopsida; Lamiales; Oleaceae
Exons: 2
Coding region: 150-599 (149 amino acids)
Source: RefSeq, a predicted model, not a curated record